UGACAUCAAAAGAAAACGAUACAAUUAACGUGAGCUGUCAUGUCGAAUAUGCGGGGAGCAGAGAUGAUUCACAGAAACCAAAUAUAACGUGGGAACUAAAUGGCGUUGUCCAGGCAAAAGAGACUGAGGAGACGACACCUGGGUUGUCCAGGUCUACGUUUCGCAAGAGAGCUUCUCAUUUGGAUGAUGGGAAAGAACUGAAUUAUUCGAUCAAAGUACUGAAUGUCGAACAACGCUGUUCCAUUAAACUUGAUAUACAAUAUCCAGCUCAGAAGCCUGUCCUUCACUUUGAUGGUAACGCUAUCGAAGGCAAGACAGUCGUGUAUGUCACAGAAGGAUAUAACGUACAUUUACAUGGCAUAUCCCGAGGUAACCCUCAACCUGUAUACAAAUGGAAUUAUCAUUGGAAUGUAACCAAUGAAGAGUCAGGAGAUACAAAGCGAGUUGACCACAUACAACAAAACCAGACUGGGAUAUAUAGAUGUUGUGCGUCGAAUGUGCUAAACAAGAAGAUAUCAUACAGUGAAAUAACGCUUCGUGUUGUCGCAAAGGCAUCAACGCACGCAUAUCGUAACAACCAGACCAUGACAUACAUACUUUUAGCCGUAAUUGGAAUUCUCGUAAUUAUCAUCAUUCUACUACUCUUCCGAAUAAAAAAAGUAAAAAGAGACAGAUUUAGACAUUUAACCCGACCUGCUCAUAGAAGGAUUGCUCAAUAGAAUCUACAAGUUAACCAGUGGUAAAUAUUCCACCUGUUAAAGCCUUAAGUAUGAGGAAGAAAAUACUAUAACUUUAACUCCUCCGGACUGGUAUUAUUUAAAAGGGGAUGAGCCCGAAUUUUAUUAACAGUAUACAAUGAUUUCAAUAAAAAUCAGAAGUUAAAUCAAACAAUAAUA
This is a messenger RNA of Owenia fusiformis, 896 nucleotides long. The record is from the annotation of a GenBank genome assembly. NCBI's taxonomy places the organism in Eukaryota, Metazoa, Annelida, Polychaeta, Sabellida, Oweniidae.